Messenger RNA from Nasonia vitripennis (jewel wasp), 1197 nucleotides. RefSeq names its product odorant receptor 196 (gene Or196). The record is from RefSeq and is marked inferred. Gene Ontology annotation, molecular function: olfactory receptor activity; odorant binding. Gene Ontology annotation, biological process: detection of chemical stimulus involved in sensory perception of smell; sensory perception of smell. NCBI's taxonomy places the organism in Eukaryota, Metazoa, Arthropoda, Insecta, Hymenoptera, Pteromalidae. The transcript has 9 exons. Gene Ontology annotation, cellular component: plasma membrane. Bases 1 to 1197 code for a protein of 398 amino acids.
AUGGCAUACGCGGAAGAGCCCAGAGAAAACAUUCUGGAAUCUUCGACCUUCCUCUACAGCAAAAGCUCUCUCCGAGUUUUCGGACUGUGGCCUUAUCAGGAGCCAAAACAGAGGCUCAUUUGUCGGACUUCUACAGCAGUGCUGAUCGGAUCUUUACUGAUUCCCACCAUUUGCAUUGUGCUCGAACAGUGGCGCAACUUCGAUUACGUCGUUUUGGGUCUGCCUUCUUUUCUCUACUACGUGGAAUUCGUCACCAAGUACAUGUACUUGGCUGCCAAUCAAAAAAAGUUGGAGCAAAUUUUCGGCCACAUCAAGAACGACUUCGAUACACGAAAGGACAGAAAGUUGGAGAUUCUGAAGGAUUACGCGACGGAGACUAGGCUUUUCAACCACAUUUAUGCCGCAUAUUUGAUCAUAGUGGUCGUGAUGUUCAACCUUUCGUUCUACCAGCCUCAUUUUCUGGACCUCAUCAUGCCGCUGAACGAGUCACGUCCGAGGCCGAUACCACGAUUGGCCAGGUACUACGUAACCUCGCUGGACGAGAGUUUCAACUUUGUGGUCCUUCACGGUUUGGUCAUAGACUGGUACAGCAUGAUAUUCUUCCUCGGACAUGAUACCCUCUUGGUCAACUGCGCUCAGCACGCCUGCGCGCUUUUCAAAAUCGUCAUAAACGAUAUUCAAGAUUGUCUGGUGGUCCAGAAAAAUGACAAAGCUGAUGAUGAAGAUCAGUUCUACCGAAGAAUCUCAAACACUAUCGAUCUGCACAAAUGGGCUUUGGAAUACACAGCAAUGGUGGAUAAGAUGUAUAUGUACGUCAAUUUAUGCAUCAUCGGCGUCUCUUUGCUGGCUAUAACGCUGUCGCAGUAUCAAACUGCCAUACAUCUGGAUAACACCGACUUGGUGAUAAGGUAUUCAUUCUUCUCGAUUGGUGAAUUGGUUCACAUCCUGUACUUCAACUGGCCCGGUCAGAGGAUCCGAGAUCACAGCUUAUCAAUCUAUCAAGCAUGUUACAACUGCGAAUGGUAUCGAGAUGACAUUUCCUAUAGGUGCAAGAAACUACUGAAACUGAUGAUGGCCAGGAGCCAAUUGCCUUCGAAUUUGAGCGCUGGUAAGCUGUACGUUCUUGGCUACGAGAACUUUGCUCAGGUGUUGAAGGCUUCGCUGUCUUUCUUUACAGUGCUGUUAUCGGUAAAUUGA